Nezara viridula (southern green stink bug) is the source of this 231-nucleotide messenger RNA. The record is from the annotation of a GenBank genome assembly. NCBI's taxonomy places the organism in Eukaryota, Metazoa, Arthropoda, Insecta, Hemiptera, Pentatomidae.
AUGACUCCCCAGAAGAUAGGCUGGGAGCCUCCUGGAGAGAGGUCCGCUGGAAUACUAAGAGACCACGACACUCGAGAUAAUGGCCGAGCGGCGCCACACCUGCCCUACCUGUCUGCCUGUCACCGCUGGCUCUACAGGUGUCUUUCGCAGGUAGUCUUCUCGAGGAUUACCCAUGGGAGGGUACGGGGGUCCCGCAAGGGAUCAUCCUCAGCCCACUUCUGCUUUACAUAA